UUCUCGUCGCUUUAUAAUAUUUUGCCCUUUCUUUACCUAGCGCGCUCUGUUUUCUUUGUCUUGUUUUCUUCUGCCUCCAACUUGACUUCUCUCCCAGAGCAACUCGACUUCUCUCCCAGAGUCGCAUCUCGCUCGCAGAUCUAAGUGGUUGUUGGAUCUCAGUGGCGCUUCAUCUUCAACACUAUUAAAUUUAUAUAUCUUUGAAGAUUAACCCAUCACUCCAGGAAAAUAUCAUCACUGGAAAUCAGAAUUUACAGCUGACAAAACAAGAGGAGGAUUGGAUCCCCAAUCCUACAGAUCAGUUCAAGAAAUUAAAGAAGUGGCUAAUAGGAUUUUUAAAAAAUGGGGAGAGGCAACGAUCCAUUUUGGAAAUAUGCCUCUAAAUUAAAUCCUGGUUUCAAGUGUAAUUAUUGUGGGGGACGCUACGCUGGGAGCAUUACAAGGUUUAAACGACAUUUGGCCAAAAUUGAAGGACAUGAUGUUAAUGUUUGCCCUGCAGUUCCUAAAGAUGUUCAACAAGAAGCCUAUCAAGCCAUUGGAGAUCCCCAAUCUUAUUAUCAAGGAAUACGAGGUCCCAACCGAAAACGUAAAACUAUGUCAAGUUUACCCAAUAACAAUGCAGCUUUCACAAUUCCAACUUCUUCAGGGAGACAAUACAACGUAGCUGUAGCUGAAAACCAAGUGACGGAUGUAGAAAUGACACUGAGGGAAUUAGUUCAGACCCCGGAACAAGAAAUAGGGGAAGGGACAACCAUUGCACUUCCAGGAGUGGGUAGUGAGAUGGAGAACAAUGCUGGAGGACUUGUGCCCCCAGUUAAUACUUUAGGCGAUACAUUACUGACAAGAGAGGUCGUCGGUGAAAAUUUUGAAGAACAUAUUGAGGAUAUUUGGUCUUGGUUAAUGAAUGAUGUCUUAAGAAUCGGUAUUUAUGGGAUGGGUGGCGUUGGCAAAACUGAGCUGGCAAAACAUCUCAACAAUAAACUCCUACAAGACCCCAAUAAGUUUCAUCACGUUUAUUGGGUUAAUGUGUCUCCAAAUUGCAGCAUCCACAAACUCCAAAAUUCUAUUGCGAAGGCUGCGGGUAUAAAUCUUUCCAGUGAAGAUGAUGAAAAUAAAAGAGCAGCAAGGUUGUCCAAAGAAUUGACUCAAAAUAAGAGAUCUAUUUUAAUUUUUGAUGAUGUGUGGGAUUAUAUUUCUCUCCAAGAUGUGGGAAUUCCUAUCCAUAUGAAUGGAUGUAACUUGAUUCUCACAACUCGAUCUUUUGAAGUGUGUAGACAAACAAAUUGCCAGAAGACCAUCAAAAUGGAGACUCUUUCAGGGAUAGAAGGCUGGCGGUUGUUCGAGAAAGAAGUGGGAGACAAAAUGACACUUUCCAAUGAUGUUGAGGAGAUUGCAAAAUCUGUUGUAAGUGAAUUAGAAGGUUUGCCUCUAGGAAUCAGAACGAUGGCCAGAUAUAUGAGGGGAGUAGUCAACAUACAACAAUGGAGGAAUGCACUGAAAGGUCGUAUUCAGAGACAAGUUAGUGAGGAGAUAUUUCGAAAAUUAAAACUUAGUUAUGAUUACUUGAAAGAUCCAGCAUUGCAACAGUGUUUUUUAUACUGUGCAUUAUUUGAAGUAGUAGAAGAUGAGCAUGAUGGUUGGAUAGCUAAAGAGGAUUUGAUACAGUAUUUGAUUGAUGAGGGGAUAAUAAAGAGGAUGAACAGCAGGAGAGAAGAGUUUGACGAGGGCCAUACAAUGUUAAAUAUACUCGAAAAUGUAUGCUUGCUGAAUGGUGAUCGUUAUCUAACACCAAUGCAUCACUUGAUUAGAAGCAUGGCCCUUCAAAUAAUGAAAGAAAGUUCAGGAGUUAGAGCCAUGAUUGAAUUUGGUAAGGGAUUAGAAGAGUUACCAGAGGAAGGCAUCUGGACCGGAGAUCUCGUGAGAGUUUCAUUGCAUCAUAAUUACAUUAAAGAAAUUGCUUCUAAUCAUUCACCAAGAUGUCCCAACCUUUCAACUCUACUGUUGCAUGGCAAUUUUGAAUUGAGACGGAUUGCAGAUUCUUUCUUUAAGCACUUGCAUGGGCUCAAGGUUCUUGAUCUUUCUAAUACAGGGAUCCAAAACUUGCCAAAUUCUGUCACUACCCUCGUCAAUCUCGCCUCCUUGGCGGUCGGUGGAUGUCGAAAGCUAACGCGUUUGCCAUCUUUAGCAAAUCUCAGAGAACUGAAGAGAUUGGAUCUCGGAUUUAGUGGAGUUGAAGAAGUGCCAGAUGGCCUGGAAUUUCUGUCCAAACUCAUGUAUCUAGACCUCCGCGGUACAUCGGUAAAAGAAAUAAGACGUGGGAUAUUACCUAAACUCUCUCAUUUGCAAUUUCUUAAACUUCCUUUAAAGUUAGCAGUCGAGGGAGAGGAAGUUGCAUCACUGAGCAAGGUGGAAACUUUGUAUUGUCGUUUCCAUGAUCUCGUAGGCUUCAACACAUUUGUCGAAUCAAUGGAAGAAUUGAUGAUUGGAAGUGAAUGUGAACUUUUAAUAGGACCAUCAUCCCAGAAAAUGAGUGACCGUUUUUUUUUAAGAAGUGGGAUAGGUUGGAAUUAUGAGGUUGAUAAAUAUGUUGUGGCGAAUAAUUGCAGUAUCGGCAAAGAAGGGAAUUUUCUGAACUUUCCAGCUGACUUGCAAGGGCUAGCGAUUGUAGAAUGCAAUGAUGCACAAAGCUUACACUGUGUUCAUCCGUUAAUAUAUGCAACUCAACUGGAAUACGUUUCCAUUAGAAAGUGCAAUGGGAUGGAGUGCUUGUUUUUGUUGCCUGAAGACGGUUGGCGUAUUUUUCCAAGACUUAAAUUUCUAAACCUUGACAGUUUGGAGAACUUCCGUUUCCUCUUUGGCAGAGAAGUUGCUGUUGCACCACCAUUGCCAUGUUAUGGUAACAGCUUUAACCAACUGAGUACUUUUGAGAUGAUAAAUUGCCCAACCAUUAAGAAGUUGUUCCCUCCUCGCCUGCUGGCGAGCCUCCAAAACCUGAAAGAGAUUAAUGUCAGAGAUUGUUCGUCGAUGGAGGAGAUAAUAGGAGCAGAAAGACAAGAAGAAGAAGAAACUAUGGAUUUCAGUCUCCCAAAGUUAUUGAUUUUCAAUUUGAGAAAUUUACCACAACUGAAGAGCAUUUGUGAUCGGGCAGUGAUUUGUGAAUCUCUUCGACUCAUCCGUCUAAUUGACUGUCCAGGGCAAAUGAUGGAUGUACCAUUCUUUUAUCCCAGUGGCCAUCAAUCUUUUGACAGGGUUGAGAUAAGUAGAAAUUAACCCUUAAAUUACUCUGUUGAUCUCACCGAAAUUUAGAGGAGAAGAACGAGGGCAAGCUGUUUGAUAAAAUGCCGGACCAAUUGUAAGCCUUUUACUCUUAUUGACAUACUGUUUUAAUUCAAUUGUUUUUAUAUUAGCUCCUAUUCGCCGAAUUCUCCCCUAAAUCUGUACUCGUUAUCUCCACUCUAGACUAAAAAAUGUUGCUUUUGUGGGAAUGAUGCAACAAAUGAAUAACCUGGUGAGCUUUGAAUUUGGUAUAAAAAGGGAUAUUGCUCAUUAAGCUUGAA
Molecule: messenger RNA, 3557 nt
Organism: Hevea brasiliensis (rubber tree)
Lineage: Eukaryota; Viridiplantae; Streptophyta; Magnoliopsida; Malpighiales; Euphorbiaceae
Product: probable disease resistance protein At4g27220
Exons: 3
Coding region: 343-3270 (975 amino acids)
Molecular function (GO): ADP binding; protein binding; DNA binding
Source: RefSeq, a predicted model, not a curated record